AUGCAUCGGGGAAAUGUUGCUAGCAAAGGACCCCUCACCCCAACACACGGGUGGCAGCAGCCUCCCCGCCUUCUCAUCGUGGAUGCUGCACUCCCCUCGUGGGCCACGGUCUGCUCCAAUCUCUGCGAGGCUCUGCAGAAUUUCUUCUCUCUAGCCUGCAGUCUGGAAGGCCCUAGCCGCAUGUCCUUGUUCAGCAUGUAUGUGGUUCAGAGUCAACACGAGUGCAUCCUUCCCUUCGUGCAGGUGAAAGGGAACUUUGCCAGGUUGCAGGCCUGCAUCUCUGAAUUGCGCCUGGUGCCAAGAGAAGGGAUUUACCAGCCCCAGAGAUCCUGUCUGAAUGUGGCGGUGCAGGAUGGGCUCCAGCAGUUCAAACAGUACAGCAGGCAUGUGAUGGCGAGUGUGGCUUCAACCUCGGUGGAGAUUACAGUUCUGACCUGCCAGCCUGGAAAAGAGAUUGUUAAACAGCUGGAGGGAGAGUUGCAAGACACAGACUUGGUGAGCCUCCGGAGACUGCAAGUCACCGAGAUCUCAAAAGGAGAUGUCUUGGAGUUGAUGGAUUCACCGCCCAGCCAAGGCCCUGUCGAAGAGCUUGGCAGCGAUGAAUGUUCCAUCCUGGGAACUGACAUUGAUCUUCAGAUCAUAGAAAAUGACACCGUAAGUAUAGAGAUUUUCUUCAAAGCUUGGCUGCAAGACAGUGGGACGGACCAAGAGCAUCUCCAUCUCCUUCUUCCUUCGCCGUGUUUCAGCAGCUUCUCCAGCGCCAGCUCGGAACCAAUGUGUCUGAAAUGUGAUCUUCAGGAGAGGCUUCUUAACCCUGCCCUCCUCCCUGGCACAGCAGAGAGCACCCUGACAGCAGACAACCCCCGAGGAGACUUCAGCUCAUUCUACCAGAUGGCCCCCCAAUCAACAGCAUCAUGUUACAGACUCCAAGUAAUCAAGGCUCUAAAAUCCAGUGGGGUCUGCGAGUCAGUGACGUAUGGACUCCCAUUCAUCAUCAGGCCAACAAGUUGUUGGCAGCUGGACUGGGAUGAGCUAGAGACAAACCAGCAACAGUUCCAUGCUUUGUGUCACAGCCUGCAGAAAAGAGAGUGGCUGCUAUUGGCCAAAGGAGAGCCUCCAAGCCCAGGACCCAGCCAGAGAGGUCCCACCAACACCUUCUACAUCAUCUUCCCAUCUAGCUCUCUCACAAUGCUUGUCAAAGCAGUGGCCACGUGUGAGCUGCUGCUGCCCAACUCCUUCCCUCUGCCUUCUGAGGACCCACCUGAGGAUAUCCUUCAGAGUGUGGAGAGCACCUUGGAUGGCCUCGAGGUAGAAUCCACCUACAAUCCUCUGCGGGUUAAGGGCCGCCUCUAUGAACACCUGAGAAGCCUCUUGUCCAAGCCUCAGGGGCUCAUCUCCCCAGGGCGGGAGCUGCAGCCCCCCAGACAGGUUGGAAGGCUGCCCCCAAACCGAGCCCGAGCGACGGUGUUCCCUCUGCCCCUGGUGCCAACCCCGACUCCUUCCAGGGCCCACAAAAUGCCGGCAGCCAAAAAGGCAUCGUCGGAGCCCGUGCUGUUGCUUUCAGAUGACGAAGAACGUCUCUUCUGAGAGUCCCGGCAAAGGCCCCGAAGGAUCUGGCCGCGUUUGGCCAGGCCUGCCCCCUCCCCCUGCAGCGGCUUGAGGCCUGUCCUGGCUUCUGAGGGUCUCGGGUGCCCCCAUCCCGCCUCCGGCACUGUACGGGCAAGCGUGUGAGGGUCCCUGACAGCAGCCCAGGCUUUCUCUUCCCACUGAAUAAAAGGCCGC
Molecule: messenger RNA, 1782 nt
Organism: Gracilinanus agilis (Agile Gracile Mouse Opossum)
Lineage: Eukaryota; Metazoa; Chordata; Mammalia; Didelphimorphia; Didelphidae
Gene: M1AP
Product: meiosis 1 associated protein
Exons: 9
Coding region: 1-1587 (528 amino acids)
Biological process (GO): meiosis I; male meiosis chromosome separation; spermatogenesis
Source: RefSeq, a predicted model, not a curated record